Blumeria graminis f. sp. triticale is the source of this 2040-nucleotide messenger RNA. The record is from the annotation of a GenBank genome assembly. NCBI's taxonomy places the organism in Eukaryota, Fungi, Ascomycota, Leotiomycetes, Helotiales, Erysiphaceae.
AUGUCCUCAAGCUCCUUGGUGGAGGAGGUGCCUCGUCGCAGCCCUCCUCCCGUUACAAUCCAACACCAGAUCCAUCCAUCUGACCCAAGGACAACAACAUUGGCCAGAAUGAGCGUGAAUCACAAUCGCACGAACUCAACUUCAUCUAAUUCUGACGGAAAUCCUUCUUUAUUUCUAAACUUUGUCUUUGACUCGAAGCAAAAAGAUGACUCAUCUCCAACUUCUGCAGCCUUUGAAUACGCUAUCACUUAUGUCGACACGACGAACAGUCCGGCAAUGAACGAAGAAAUAUUUUCUGUUACUACUCCAGAUAGUCCUAAAUUGAGACCAACUCGUCAGAACUCUGGCUCAACCACUCCGCGUGUCCGACCACCUGCAACUACUCUCAAUAUUCCUGGCAUGACUAGGUCAAAGAUUUCUCCAGAUGGUAAGAUUGCGCAAAGAGACGUUGGCGCCAAAUUAGUUGUAAUUAUGGUAGGCCUUCCUGCUAGAGGCAAGUCUUAUAUCACCAAAAAGAUUCGACGAUAUCUAUCUUGGCAGCAACAUGCGACUAAGAUAUUUAAUGUUGGAAAUCGUCGGCGGAUAGCUGCAGGUGCAGGUGGAUCGACUUCCCAGCAAACCUCAAUUGCUGCUGGUCAGCGCCCUCGAACUAAUAGAACGGCUUCUCCUAAUACCCAUAUUGAUGCACCUACUCAAGCUGCUCAUAUUCUACUUAAUGGUGUAGAUCCUUUAGAGGCCAUUGGAGAGGAGAGCAGUCGAAUGUGUCCUGUCGAUGUCAUAGAACAAAGUGCCGAAUUCUUCGACCCUAAAAACGAGCAAGCUACUAACCUCCGUGAACAACUCGCUAUGUCUACUCUGGAUGAACUACUAGAUUUCCUCCUAAAGGAAAAUGGCUCUGUCGGAAUUUUAGAUGCCACCAAUAGUACUAUCGAGCGACGUUUAAAUCUUUUCAGACACAUCAAAGAACGGGAACCAAAACUUAAUAUUCUCUUUAUUGAAAGUGUCUGCGAGGACGAAAAGUUGCUUGAGGCUAACAUGCACCUCAAACUACGAGGUCCUGAUUACCGAGAUAAAGACCCAGAAAGUUCACUAGCGGAUUUCAAGAGACGUGUAGCUGCUUAUGAAAGCGCCUAUGUUCCCCUGGGAAGCUUUGAAGAAAAACACAGCAUGCAGUACAUAAAGAUGAUUGAUGUGGGCCGAAAGGUGGUCCACUAUGCCCUCCAGGGCUUUCUCGCAAAUGGGAUCGCAUCCUACCUAUCUACUUUUAAUUUAUCGCCUAGACAGAUCUGGCUCACACGCCACGGAAAAUCUGUCGAUAACGCUCUAGGUAGGAUCGGAGGUGAUUCUGGCCUGACCGAAGAGGGUGAAAAUUACGCUACAGCGCUAUACAACUUUGUGGAUAAAAAGCGCCAUGAAUGGGAAAAGGAUCAAAAAGACCGUGCACUAGACAGUAUGAGACUCCCUCAACCUGGAGAUCAAACUCCACCCUAUCCUGAGCUUUUGGGCGAACUUGAAGCAAAAAAUUUCUGUGUAUGGACUUCAAUGCUUCAGCGCAGUAUUCAGACUGGUAAGGAAUUCGACGAGGACGAGAAUUAUGAUGUUAAGCAUUGGGAAAUGCUUAAUGAAUUACAUGCAGGCUCCUUUGAGGGUAUGACUUAUGAUCAUAUUGCUACAAACUACCCAGAAGAAUUUGCCAAGCGAUCUAAGGAUAAGUUGGGAUAUAUUUAUCCUGGAGUUGGUGGUGAAGGUUAUCUACAAGUCAUAGGUCGACUUCGAGAUGUUGUUCGAGAAAUUGAACGAAUUAAGGACCAUGUUCUCAUAAUUGGGCAUAGAUCAGUCUGCCGUGUCUUAAUGGCAUAUUUUAUGGAUCUUCAGCGGGAAGCCAUUGCUGAUCUAGAUGUGCCCUUGGGAAUGCUCUUUUCCAUCGAACCAAAGCCCUAUGGCAUCGACUUUCACGCUUACAAGUACAACGAGGCUACAUUCGACUUCGAUGAGCUUCACGAUUACAAACAUCGUAAGACAGUUGGUCCUGGAACCUAA